This is a messenger RNA of Ornithodoros turicata, 1089 nucleotides long. It is a transcript of the gene Phb2, whose product is annotated as prohibitin-2-like. Gene Ontology annotation, cellular component: membrane; mitochondrion. The record is from RefSeq and is a predicted model, not a curated record. The transcript has a single exon. The coding region runs from base 99 to 995 and encodes 298 amino acids. Lineage: Eukaryota; Metazoa; Arthropoda; Arachnida; Ixodida; Argasidae. Gene Ontology annotation, biological process: mitochondrion organization.
AACAGUACCGGUCCCAUUCCAUGUGGUUUCCGGCGAGCUAGGACUACUGUACUGUAAGAAAAGUUUCAUCAUAUUUUUGCCGCUUCGUUCGGUUCACGAUGGCUCAACAGUUCAAAGACAUGGCAAGCAAGUUCGGCAAAGGUGGCAGUCCGCGAGGACUCGGUACGGGACUUAAACUUCUAGCUGCCGUCGGCGGUUUGGGAUUCGCCGCAACUCAAUCCGUGUACACGGUUGAUGGUGGUCACCGUGCCAUCAUUUUCAGUCGACUGGGCGGCAUCCAGAACGAAGUCUACUCAGAAGGUCUGCAUUUCCGAGUCCCAUGGUUCCACUAUCCAAUCAUUUACGACAUUCGUUCGCGUCCGCGCAAGAUUUCAUCCCCCACGGGCAGCAAGGACUUGCAAAUGGUGAACAUCUCGCUGCGUGUACUAGCUCGGCCCCACGCCGCUAGUCUUCCAACCAUCUACCGCACUCUGGGCACUGACUUUGACGAGAGAGUGUUACCGUCAAUCUGCAACGAAGUCCUCAAGAGCGUCGUAGCCAAGUUCAACGCAUCCCAGUUGAUCACACAGCGUCAGCAGGUAUCGCUUUUGGUACGCAAAGAGUUAAUCGAAAGAGCCCGCGACUUCAACAUUAUUUUAGAUGAUGUUUCUAUCACGGAGUUGAGCUUCGGCAAAGAGUACGCUGCUGCCGUUGAAUCGAAGCAGGUCGCUCAACAAGAAGCGCAACGGGCAGCUUUCACAGUUGAACAGGCGAUACAGGAAAAGCAGCAGAAGAUCGUGUAUGCAGAAGGUGAAGCCCAGGCAGCGCAGAUGUUGGGAGUGGCCAUUUCAAAGAACCCUGGUUACUUGAAGCUCCGAAAGAUCAGGGCGGCACAGAACAUUGCCCGUACGAUCGCCAACUCGCAGAACAGGGUUUACCUCAAUGCAAGCUCGUUGAUGUUGAACAUUGCGGACAAGGAAUUCGACAUAGUCGGAGUGCUGCCGGGCAAAAAGUAAGGGGACAGUGCGGAAGAUAGCAUCUCUUUGUUACCCAAGUUCAUAGUUUUCUUUCUUCUUUUUUUUUCAGAAUAAAAGCACGUAGCGAACAGUU